Molecule: messenger RNA, 927 nt
Organism: Salvelinus namaycush (lake trout)
Lineage: Eukaryota; Metazoa; Chordata; Actinopteri; Salmoniformes; Salmonidae
Product: transcription factor Sox-19a-like
Exons: 2
Coding region: 1-927 (308 amino acids)
Biological process (GO): regulation of DNA-templated transcription; cell differentiation; anatomical structure morphogenesis
Molecular function (GO): DNA-binding transcription factor activity, RNA polymerase II-specific; RNA polymerase II cis-regulatory region sequence-specific DNA binding
Source: RefSeq, a predicted model, not a curated record
AUGUAUAACAUUAUGGAGCACCAACUCAAGUCCUCUGGUCCCUCGCAUCAUCUUGGAACAGGGAUGCCACCUGCGAAUGGAGGAGGGGGGCACGGGGGCGGCCACACAGGAUCCAAACCACCGGCAAUCCAACCUGACCCGAUGGACAAAGUCAAGCGGCCCAUGAAUGCCUUCAUGGUAUGGUCUCGCGGCGAGCGACGGAAAAUGGCUCAGGAGAAUCCCAAAAUGCACAAUUCUGAGAUAUCCAAAAGACUGGGUGUCGCGUGGAAAUCUCUGACAGACGCAGAGAAAAGGCCCUUCAUUGACGAGGCCAAGCGCCUCCGCGCGGUGCACAUGAAGGAUUAUCCAGACUAUAAAUACAAACCCCGUCGUAAAACCAAACUAAUGCCGAAGAACAAUACUCUAGCCGCGCAGUAUCAGAUGUCGGCUGGUAACCACCUGCUGAGUGCGUCCACGGCUCAGGGACAAGGUGGAAACCCCAGAAUCGACAGUUAUGGCUGGGGCCACACCGGGGGCUACACGGCGGCGAUGCAGAGCGAGGCCCUCGGCUACAGCCAGCAACUUCACCGCUAUGACCUGUCAGCACUUCAGUAUCAGUCCAGCGUGGCCCAGGCCCAGGCCUACAUGAAUGGUGCCAACGCAUACAGCCCCAUGUCCUACAGCAGCAGCACCCAGCAGGUCAGCCCAGUGAUGUCUAUGGUGAAGCAGCAGUCUGAUGGCCACAGCAUGUCCCCCUCCCCUACGGGGACCCACAACCACCACCAGGCCCAGCGUGGUCUCCAGGUCCAGGGGGACCAUCUCAGAGACAUGAUCAGCAUGUACAUGCCUGGGGGGGAUGCCUCAGAUGCUCAGAGGGGGUACUCUGCAUCCGCAGCUAACAUCCAGCAGCAUUACCUGGGAGGGUCAGCUCCACUCACCCACCUUUGA